Messenger RNA from Rotaria socialis, 1998 nucleotides. The record is from the annotation of a GenBank genome assembly. NCBI's taxonomy places the organism in Eukaryota, Metazoa, Rotifera, Eurotatoria, Philodinida, Philodinidae.
AUGGAUGAUCCAUCGUUAUUACCUUUUUUAAAUAAUAAUGGCAAUGGACAUCAUUAUUCAAUUAAUAAUAUUGAUGAUGAAAUUGAACAUGAAGAAGACGAAUUAGAGGAUGAUGAUGAUGAUAAUGAUGAAGAAGAAGGAGAAGAGAAUCAUGAAGAGGAAGAGGAAGAAGAUGUCUUACAAAGUUAUGAUCCAAUUCGACCAUAUCCGGACGAUGAAAUCGAUGAAGAUGAAAUCGAAGAAGAUGACAUUGAUGACGAAGAAAAUCAAGAUGAACAAGAAAUCGUUAUACCACAACCUCCACCGGCACCUCAACAACAUUCAAUUCAAUCUGAACGUGGUGGACGUCGAAAAGGUGUUCCACGUCGUUUACAAUUAUCUCCGCACAUAGCUAAAAGUUCAGCUCCACAACAACGCUUAUUACCAUUAUCAUCAUCGAAAUCUUCAUCAAUCGUUCAUCAUCACCAUGAUCAACCAAUAUUGACAUCUGAUCAAGAAGAUAUCAAUGAGAUAGCCGAUGAUUUCAAUAAUGAAAAUCACAUUGAUGAAUAUUAUCAUAAUAAACAACAAAAUUGUAUUCAAUUAGAUUUACUACCGAAACAUUUAAUCGAUAAUAAUCACAAUGACUACGAUGAAAAUAAUAAUAAUUAUCACGAGGAAGAUAAUAUUCUAGAAAUCGUUGAUGAUCUUUUAGCUGAUAUUGUGACAAACAUUGUUCAAAAUAUACGACAACAGCGACAGAAGAAUUUUAAACCACACGUCCAUCUUAUCAAAACGAAUGGAUAUUCAAAUCAUAAACCAUCAACAAAUGGUCUAUCGAAAUCUACGCAUAAACGCGAACAAAAAUUAACCAAUGGUAAACAUCAUAUGAGUGAUUCUAUUCAUACGAACAGCAUAAAAUCGUCUAAAUCUCAAUCUCAACAAUCUUUAUCAUCAUCAAAAUUAUCAGAUUCAUCUGCACUAUUUAAUGAAUUUACGAAAAUGAUGCAUUUAAAUUCUCAACAGCAAUUAGUCAAACAAAAACAUUCAUUAUCAUCUUCAUCAUUUUCUUCUCCACCAUCUGCGAAACGACAAAAAACAUCUGAAACAUUAUCAUCAUCAUCAUCACAACCAACAACACCUUUAUCGCUUCAACAACAACAACACCAACAACUUCUAUGGCAAAUGACUCAACAAUUAAUGAUGUCCACACAAGCCAAUGAUACUGAUACUUCAUCGUUACUCAAACAACAACUACUAGGUUUAACACCGCCGGGUACAGUAACUAAACGCGUUGGUCGUCCACCAAAACAACAUUCACAACCACAAAUCAUGCGUUCAAGUACAAAUAUGAUACCACCAACGAAUACUUCUACAUUUGAGCGUGGCAAUUUUGCACCGAGACGUCGUGGUAGACCACCUAAAUAUGUUACUGAACGAGGAGCAAUGCCUGGUCUAUCUUCACACGAUCUAGAUCCGUCAUCGUACGAUCAAUUAUUUGCUGCAAUUGAAAAUAGUGUUACCGGAAAUUCAUCACGAACGUCAUCGGCGGCAUUUCAAUCUGCAUUAGCAUCUAUGCUUGGACAUCAAGCUGGUCUUUCCAUGCCAUCGUCUGUACCUUCUUCUGUUCCAGCUAUAAGAAAUGGUGUACCAGCAUCGAUGGUUAAACAGUCAGCUGGACACACUCGUCAUAGUUUACCAGCCUCAUCCCAUGCUACGAAAUUAUCACAUGCUAUUGGAGGUACAGGUAAUGGACUUGAUAUGCCAUUGAUGGCAACAAAAAAACGGGGCCCCGGUCGACCACCUAAAAGUCAGUUAUUACUUGAUUCUCAUCAAGUUUUACAAGCAACCAAACGAAUGAAUUCAUCGUCAUCACUAUCAAAUAAUUCUAGUAAUAAUAAUAAUAAUAAUAAUAAUAAUAAUAGUUUUGCACCAACAAUGGUUCCAUCAUCACCAACUUCAUUUAAUUUAAAUGCUGCCUUUGUUGAUAUGUUACAACAACAACAACAUCCACAUUAA